Molecule: messenger RNA, 888 nt
Organism: Venturia canescens
Lineage: Eukaryota; Metazoa; Arthropoda; Insecta; Hymenoptera; Ichneumonidae
Gene: Pdrg1
Product: Pdrg1 prefoldin-like subunit
Exons: 3
Coding region: 162-557 (131 amino acids)
Source: RefSeq, a predicted model, not a curated record
UUUGCAGAACCCAAGGCAGAACAGUUUCUUCGCACGCACAACCGCACAAUAGAAUAGAACAAAAUUGUCAUUUUUCCGAAAAAGGGUGGUUAGCCGUGUGGUUUACGCUCAAGUGGGAUUUUUCGAUUCCACGGCGUUUUAACACUCAAAAUCAAAACACGAUGAACGACCAACUGCGAAUGUUGAAUCAUUUGAGACAGGUAGAAUCCAAAGCCGCUGAAAUUCUGACCGAUAAACAAGAGGUGAUUGACCUUGACAAACGACGAAACGACGAUCGGGUUGGGAUGCGAGCUUUGCAGAAAGAACACCACGAUAAAACUUGGAUUACCGUGGGACCGAUAUUGCUUAAAAUGGAUACUAAGAAAGCUGAGGAAUUGCUCGUCAAAGAUCAAAAAGAAUGUGACAUUGCGGUCAACAAAAUACGAAGUGAUCUCAAAGUGAAGGUCAACGAACUACGCGAUUUGGAGCACAAUCCACCGGUUCCUGGGCUCAUGCUGAAACCCAUGUCGUACAAGGAGAUGUCAGCAAUUAAUCAGCUAUCCGGAAAAAGUCUAUGAGCUACGAGAGGCCCCGUUUCAUUUUUCUAUCGACAAUAGUUUGUAAUUCUUUGAACUCAACAAAUUUUCAAGAAUAUUCACAGGCGUUGAAAAUGUGAAGCUUAUUUCCAUAAAGUUUCUCAACAAUAAUCGAAGUACGCCAAUAUUUCAUGAGUCGUAUAAACGUCGUACGAUCUCCAUUUAUUUUACAGUAGUCAAAGAAAAUUUCAACCAAUUGUCAACUUUUCGUGGCUUUUACAAAAAAUUCUAUUCUUCGUAUCCAUUUUUCCAGCAGUUUUUCAUUUACGAAUUUCCUUGAUUCUGUACAUAAUAAAACUUAAUUAAAGGUCAA